Messenger RNA from Cyclopterus lumpus (lumpfish), 3940 nucleotides. It is a transcript of the gene ubac1, whose product is annotated as UBA domain containing 1. The record is from RefSeq and is a predicted model, not a curated record. Gene Ontology annotation, molecular function: protein binding. Lineage: Eukaryota; Metazoa; Chordata; Actinopteri; Perciformes; Cyclopteridae.
CGCUGGCCGGCCGCUCGUGUGUUGUCGCUGGGGGGGGGGGGGAAAUAUCAAACAACUCGGCGGGGGGGGGGGAGGGGGGGAACCGAACGCUGUCGUCGGUUGCCACCGCAAGCGAAACCCCGGCAGAGGAACGAAGAUGGCUCUCCGCUAACGCGCGCCUCGUGUUGCCCUGUUUAGUCGCUGCAUUAAGCUACACAACGACGGCUCGCUGGGCGCUAACGUUAGCAACUGCCGCUAGCUAACGUCACUGGACUGGUAGUCUCUCUUCUUCUUCUCUCUCUCUCUCUCUCUUUCUUCUCUCUCUCUGCUGCGGCUAUGUUCGUCCAGGAGGAGAAGAUAUUCGCCGGCAAAGUGUUGAAGAUACACAUCUGCACCAUGGACGGCGCGGAGUGGCUGGAGGAGGUCACGGAAGACACCACUGUGGAGAAACUGAAGGAGAAGUGCUUGAAACAUUACGUACACGGAAGUCUAGAAGACCCCAAAACACUUACCCACCAUAAACUCAUACAUGCUGCUACAGAACGAGUCCUCACAGACACCAAAACUGUCGCAGACGAAAAUCUCAAAGAUAAAGAAGUUUUGCUGCUCAUAAAGAAAAGACCACCACCGACCCCUCCAAAGAUGGCAGACGUUAGUUCAGAUGAAAAGAAACAAGAUAACAAAGCUCCGGACAAAGAUGCAAUUCUAAAAGCCACCGGCAACCUGUCCACACGCCACACCGACCGCACUGUUACCCAGCACAACAUCAGAGAUGUGAGUUUUCAGACGGAGCUAAGAAAAAUCCUGGUUUCUCUCAUUGAAGUCGCCGAGAAGCUUCUUGCCUUGAACCCUGAUGCUGUUGAACUUUUCAAAAAAGCCAAUGCGAUGUUAGAUGAAGAUGAAGAAGACCGGGUGGAUGAAACAGCCCUUCAGCAGCUCACUGAAAUGGGUUUCCCUGAGAGCAGAGCCAUCAAAGCUCUUAGAUUGAACCACAUGUCGGUCACCCAGGCGAUGGAGUGGCUCAUCGAGCAUGUAGAUGACCCCUCUGUAGACGCUCCGAUACCUGGCCAGGACUCGUCUGGGGCAGCCGGAGCCACGGCUGCUGCCCCACCAGCCACUUCAGCCAGUCAAGCACAGAAGAGAGGCAUCAAGCAGGACGAGCUCACAGAGAUCUUCAAGAGGAUCCGCAGGAAACGGGAGUUCAGACCGGACUCGAGAGCUGUCAUUGCAUUGAUGGAGAUGGGGUUUGAUGAAAAGGAGGUGGUUGAUGGUCUGAGGGUGAAUAACAACCAACAGGAUGCCUGCUGCGAGUGGCUGCUGGGAGACAGGAAACCUUCCCCAGAAGAUCUGGACAAAGGCAUCGACACCAACAGCACGCUGUUCCAAGCCAUUCUGGAGAAUCCAGUGGUCCAGUUGGGUCUCACCAAUCCCAAGACCCUGCUAGCGUUUGAAGACAUGCUGGAGAAUCCUCUGAACAGCACCCAGUGGAUGAACGACCCCGAGACGGGCCCUGUCAUGCUUCAAAUAUCCAGAAUCUUCCAGACCCUCAAUCGCACAUAGAGCUUCCUGGUGACUCCACCCUCUGUGUGACAGGCAGCUUGUGUGUGUGCGUGCGUGUGUGUGUGUGUGUGUCUUUCGACCAUAUUGGUGUGGAUGUGAGUGUAUCCGAGUGUGGCAGAGACACGAGUAUUGUUUUUGCCUUGUAAAGACAACGCUGGAGGAGUCUAAGUAUGAAUUACACAUAUAACUAUUUAUAACAGUACAGUAAAAAACACUUAUACAAAACAAAUGUUAACCUAAACAUUAUUACAGUAAUAAUAAUUGAAAAAAAAAAGAUUUAGUAUGUUGUUUUUACAUUUUAAACGAGAACAGUUUAUAGUCAUGACGGACGUGAUUUAUUUUAUAUAAUUUCUCCAUGUGCAGAAAUGACAUCAGACAUCCAAUUUAAUGUUUACACUUCAAAGAGAACUGUUUUUGUAUGUUUUGCAAUAUUUAAAUAUCAAUUACAGUUUUGUCUGUCUCUUUAAAUUGUUACAUUUCAUCUGUGGUGAAUGUGUGAAAAGAAAAAAAGAAGAAAAAAAAAAACCUUGUUGGGUUCACGUUUAGUUUUCUCCCCCCCCUCCCCCUCCGUCUUUUUAAUUUGAUCUUAUAUUUAAAUUAAAGUAACUGAGAGGCCGGCGGUCAAAGUUGAGCGUUUGUUCAGCUCGUUGAAAACUCUCGUCACCGUAAGCCGACCGCCUCUCAGUUCAAAGCGCAGAACAUUUCUUCAAGAAUAUUUAUUUGACUUAUCUUGCCUUGUUUUUUUUUUUUUUUAAAUAGACGAAAGCUGUACACUAAACUGUUUGUGUCUUAGUCAUGUUUUUACAAGAAAACGAUAUAUUAGGCCUGUGUGUUUAUUGUCAAUGUGCUCUUGAAUGUCAUAUUUUAAUGUCGCGCUCAUUUAGCACUUGUUCACCUCCUUACGAAUAUCACUCACUGCAGCACUUACCAAGCUAAAAGAAGGGUUCGUGUCUCAAAUGGCUGUGGUGGGAUGUUAAAUGAAGCCGAGCCAAAACAAGAAGGGGGGGGGGUUUGCCCUAUUAACCUUUUGAAUUCGAAAUAUGGAGAUGCGUGAGCGCUUGCUGCGAAGCGUCUUCAUGCACACGAGGAAAUAACGUUGUUUCUUAAAAAAAAAAUCUUUUGGUCGACUUUUUUUUUUCUUUUUCUUCUUUUGAGAGCAUUGAACAUUUAUGCUGUCAAAACCAAACCAAAAUGUCACUCUAUAAUCUGCCUUGUCAUUAUUUUUACCCAUUGAACCCCCCCCCCCCACCCCACCCCACCCCACCCUGUAUUUCUGUGCAAUAGCAAGGACUUCUGUUGACCUGUAAAGAAAUAUAUUUGGUUUUGGAGUGUUAGAGACGUGUGAACUGCAAUGGGUAGCGUGUUCUACAAAUAUUAGCCUUUGCAUUGAGUGCUUAAAAAUCUCCAGCUACAAGACGGCGAGUUGAGCCUCACCUGGUUUGUACCGACAGUUGAAAACAAUACAGAGGGGCGGUGUGUUUUGCCAAGCUUUUGAGUGUUUUUAUUCAAUAUUUAAAAUGUGGUAUUGAUGUGACUUUCUGCUCAGGGAGGCUGAGAUUGUUUUCUAAAACCCCGUCAACCCUCUGCUCACCCCUCUUAUAUUAGUUUGGCAUCUGAGAAUGGCUUUAACCGAUCUGUCUCCCAACUUCACGAAUAAGAGCACUUACAAGACAUGGUUUUCGUAAUUGCAAUAUUUGAAAAAUAUUUAAAUGUUUUAGAGAGAAGUGUCUGUUUGAACUAUGUAUUAUUACAUUAUUUAUAUCGAAGCCAAACUAGUAACUUGUUCUUAUUUAUUUUUUUUUUGCAAACCUUCAGGAACUUAUCUACAAAUGUGAAGAGAAAAAACAAAAAAAGAUUAAAUGAUUCAAAUGUUGUUUUUACAAACCAUUGACGAAAACGUGCUUGUGGACUUUUGGCUCGUCUCCGGAAUCCUCUCUGCACCGCGGUGGACCUUCGUCUCGACCGCCACGCUUCGCAUCAGUAUGCAUACACGACUCUCCCGUAACAUCUUGGGAACAAACAUUGGGAGGUUGUACGUUGUUUUUGUUGUUUUUUUUAAUCGAGAGAACAAAAAGAAGGAAAAUGCAGACACCUUUUUUCAAAACGGUCAACUGGAACAGGGAAGAGAAAAAAAAGAAAAUCCACUUUAUUGCAGAGGGACACUGAUGGAUUGUUUGAGUCACAGGGUUUUUGUUUUCACUCAGCUUUCAUACAGGACCGUCCCCGAUUAACAACCUAUGCAAUAUACUCUCACGGUCUGUUGGUUCAGACGAGCCUCACGGCGACUGGCAUUUAAAUCACUAUUGCAUUAAAGGUAUUUUUUUUUGUGGCUGUAUUUUUGGGGGAAUUCUGUGUUUUUUUUCUUUCUUUCUUUUAAUAAAACCGCAGGCAGGAAAAGCUC